GUCUCAACCGGAGCGCUGUUUUUUUAUUAUUAUCAUUACGGGGCGAGUCUAUUUUAAUUACAAACCAACGUUUGCUGUAGUCCGGGCGCUGAGCUGUAAUAACACGUGUAUGUUUGGAACAUACACAGAAACUUUUACGAUGAUAAUACUGCACAAAUGUUCCAAAAGUGACGUUUAGGAACAUUUUGCAGGAAGUCAUCUCAGUGAAUGGCUUGAGGAAGCUCCAGACGACGACGCUGUGUACCUGAAUAUGACCAGCCUUCCCUGUCGUGCACAUUGAUCAAUAAACAGUAAAAACUAUCUAAAAAUGAAGAAGCUAAGAAGACGAAGUUGUCAGAUUGCAUUCAGCAGAGGCAGAGGACGGAGAAGUUCCUCCAACCACACAGACCAGCAUAUUCUUCUCCGCUCUCCCUCCCCAUGUAGACUCAAUUUCUCCAUGUCUAGAGACACACUCACAUAUGCUCAGUCUCAAAAACUGGUGGAGGUAGAGCUCCAGGGCAGAGUUCAUCGGAUCAACAUUUCUGACCCACUCAGAGUCAUCACAGAGGAUGAGAUGCUGGCACAGGACAUAGCAGAGUGCAACAGCAACAAAGAGAACAGUGAGCAGAUUGCAAGCUAUACUCAGCAGGACCACACAGUCUCCUCACCAAAGGACAGGAGAAAAGACAGUAAGCAUAGCAGCAGGGGCAGACGCUCUGGUGGCCAACACUACACCCACAACCAUUUUAGCUCAGCUCAUCACACUCAGUUAGUGAGCCCUCUACCUAAGCCCAACUUCCACAGGGUGGACACCUACUCGCCAUCUGAGGCUUGUCCUCUUCCUGUGGCCUACUACCGCUACAUUGAGAAGUCCAGUGAAGAGCUGGAGAUGAAGGCAGAGUAUGACAUGGAUGAGGAAGACAUGGCUUGGCUGGAGAUCGUCAAUAAAAAACGUGUGUCUGAUGGGCAUGCCUCAGUCCCUCCUGACACAUUUGAGUUAUUGAUUGACAGGUUGGAGAGAGAAUCCAUUCUGGAGUCCCGGAGCCAAGCCUUGUCCCAGAGCCCCAUUGACGAGGAUGCAUUCUGCUGUGUGUGUCUGGAUGACGAGUGCCUUAACAGUAAUGUCAUCCUGUUUUGCGACAUUUGCAACUUGGCUGUGCACCAGGAAUGUUACGGAGUGCCCUAUAUACCUGAAGGCCAGUGGUUAUGUCGCCGCUGCUUACAGUCCCCCUCCCAGCCUGUGGACUGUGUUCUUUGCCCAAACAGGGGAGGUGCCUUUAAGCAGGCCAGCGAUGGCCGCUGGGCCCAUGUAGUUUGCGCUAUCUGGAUACCCGAAGUUUGCUUUGCUAACACAGUAUUCCUAGAACCUGUAGAAGGUGUUAAUAACAUUCCCCCUGCAAGAUGGAAACUCACUUGCUACCUGUGCAAGCAGAGAGGGAGGGGGGCAUCUAUUCAGUGCCACAAGGCCAACUGCUACCGAGCAUUUCAUGUUACCUGUGCUCAACAGGCUGGGCUCUUCAUGAAGAUUGACCCAGUGCGUGAGACUGGCACCAACAACACCACAUUCACUGUGAAGAAGACUGCCUUCUGUGGAAACCAUUCUCCUCUUGGAGCACAAGUGGGGUACAGUGAAGAGGGUGGAGGAUUUGUAGGAGGUAGGGGUCAAAGGUCAUAUACUUUAGUUAAGCAAAAUCAGCAUGGGAGCAAAAAGGGUUUGGUUACAAAGCAAGAAAAGAAGACAAGAAAAAGCUCAGAUGGGGUGUCACGGAAGUCGACAGUGCCUCUACUCCUUGUGCCCCAAAUCCCAUCCUACAGGCUUAAUAAGAUUUGCACAGGUGUGCCAGUACAGAGGAAGAACCAGUUCAUGCAGAGGCUUCAUAAUUAUUGGUUGCUAAAACGUCAUUCUCGUAAUGGAGUUCCACUCAUCCGUCAGCUGCACUCACACCUCCAGGUUCAGCUGAAUACAGAGAGUGAGCCAGAUGCCAAGGUCCAGGCUUUGCGGGUGGAGCUGAAAUACUGGCAGAAGCAGCGGCAGGACCUAGAGAAAGCUCGACUUUUAAUCGAACUCAUCCGUAAGAGAGAGAGGCUCAAACGUGAACAGCUAAAACUGCAGCAGGUGACACUGGAGCUCCAGCUCACUCCAGCCUUAGUACUACUGCGCUCCACUCUAGAGCAACUGCAAGAGAAAGACAGUGCUUGCAUCUUCAUUUCUCCUGUCAAUUUGUCUGAGGUUCCAGAUUAUCUGGAGUUUGUUUCUGAGCCCAUGGACUUCUCCACCAUGCGUAAGAAGCUGGAGGCACACAAGUACUGCUCUGUGGCAGAUCUGGAAGCUGACUUCAACUUAAUGGUGUCAAACUGCCUACGGUACAAUUCCAGUGAUACAGUGUUCCACAAAGCUGCUAUGCAACUCAAGGAGGUGGGUGGAGCCAUCUUGCGGCAUGCCCAGCGCAAGGCUGUCAGCAUAGGCUUCGACCUUUCCACAGGGAUGCAUCUUCCCGAUGACAACAAAGUGAACUCCAGCUGGAGCAAGGUUGAUGUUCUUCUGGAUCCUGGAAAUAGAUUCCACAUGUCUCCAAAGGACCAGCUGAAACAGCUGCUUGAAAAGCUGGACAUGGUGACAUCCAUGUGUGCCAGCGGAGGACGCACGAAACGGCUGCGAAUGCUGCGCAGGGAAAUCAACAGUAUUCGGCACAAGCUCAACCACCAGAGGCGCACUUCACGACUGCUCAGUGGCAACAUUAAAAAGGAAGACAAGCAUGAGGAGGAAGAUCAGAAUGAAAAAAUUAAUUAUGGAACAGCCAUUCCAGAAUCCAAAAAAUCUACAAAUCAAAAAACUCAGGAGUCCACGUGUCUCGACUCCUCUCCUUUACCAGGGGAUGCCCCACCAAAUGCUUCAGUCUUCCGCCUGGAAACAGGAGGGAUGACCACCCAUGGCCAGUUUUAUAAACAGCAAGGAAGCAGAGGCAAGGGGAGAGGUAGAGGUAAGGCAAAAACUCCCACUAAGGCUCCUGCCCAUACAGAAACAGAUAAUAAACUCCAUCUAAAGGAACGACACACACUAUCCGUGUCCUCUCUGGAUGGUUCGCCUUUUUUGCCCAAGUUGGGUGUAGGCCGUCGUACAUCCGUACUAUUCAAGAAAGCUAAAAAUGGAGCCAAACUGACCAAAAGCAAGCUGUUUUCACUCCAGAACAGAGUCAGCGCUGACCAACCAAAUGAAAAACUGCAAGAUCAAAGAUCUCAGACGAGCCAGCUUUGCACACCACCAACCUCAAAAUCUCCAUCCAAAAAGAAUGGAUUGACCAAGGCUCUUUGUCAGAACAAUAGUGUCCCAGAGUCAGAGAGCUGCUCUACUUCUUAUCAAAACAACAUCAGAAAUAGUUCUUCACCUUCCAGACUUAGUCAGUGCAAACCAUCUUUAAACAAGGUCCCAGCAGGUGUGGGUGGGAACACAAAGGCUGAUUCAGUGACAAACCUGGAGCCUCUCAGCUUGGUUUGGGCUAAAUGCAGGGGCUAUCCGUCAUAUCCUGCAAUGAUGAUAGAUCCUGGCAUGCCCAAAGAAGGAAUCCUUCCUAAUGGCAUUGUAAUCCCAGUACCACCUCAAGAUGUGCUGAAACUGGGUGAGCGCAUACAGAUGGAGACUGAAGACAAGCUAUUCCUUGUGCUGUUUUUCGACACAAAAAGAACUUGGCAGUGGCUACCAAUAGGCAAACUCCAUCCAAUGGGAAUUGAUGACACUGUGGAUAAACUUCAUCUGAUGGAAGGCAAAAAGCCAAAUGUGCGGAAGUCUGUACUCAUGGCAUAUGAACGAGCAAUGAGGCACCUCAGCCAUGUGCAUGAAAACGUGAACUUCAGGCCCUCCUCUUUCAUUCAAAGCACUUCACUGUGACAUACAACUCAAAAAGACUGUUGUGUAGUGGUACUGGAAAAUGAAUCUUUAGAAAUGUCAAUAGAUAUCUUAUAUUAUGUGUCAGCAUGAUAAUAUACAUGCUGUGAAAAGAAGUCAGGUAUCUUUUUCUCAUGCAGUGGUCCAGGGUCUUUCUGAUCCUUACAUAGGCCCUUUUUGUUUGACUGAUAUCAAGCAAUUUAAAAUGUGCUGACCAACUAUAAAAAGGUAAAACUAAAAUAUAGAUAUCUGCACUGACUGUUACUGGUUACAAUUAGGCCUAAAUGCAGCCUUUUUGUUGAGAUGGAAUUAAUAAAAAAAAAAACAGACAAACAUUAAAAACAAAUAGUGUGAUUAAAAAGUUUAACUGACUAGCAUGCUGUAUUGUACAAAUGCAAACAAAUUGGAUUGAUUUAUGUGGAUAGAGGCAAUGUGCAGAUAAAUGAAGACUGCCUACAUAGAUUACUAGUUUGAUUGUGUGUGUGUGUGUGUGUGUGUGAGAGAGAGCUAUAAGCCAUAACAUUAAAACCAUUAAUCUUAUAUAGUGUAGGUCCACCUUGUGCUUUAAAAAAAGUUCUGACACACUGAGGCACUGAGUCUCCAUAACACAUCUGAAGGUGUUCUGUGCUAUCUUGUGGUAUUAGCAGUAGAUCCUUAAGUCCUGUAAGUUGUGAGGUGGGACCUUCAUGAAGCAGACUUGUUUGUCCAGCACAUCCCACAUACGCUUGAAUUGAUUGAGAUCUGGGGAAUCUGGAAGCCAAGUCAACACCCUGAACCCUUUGUCAUGUUCCUUAAACCAUAUCUGAACAAUAUUUGCAGUGUGGCAGCACAUUAUCCUGCUGAAAAAAAGCCCACUACCAUUAGGGAAUAGCCUUGCCAUGAAGGGGUGUACUUUGUAUGCAACCAUGUUUGGGUAGAUGGUACAUGCAUUUUUCAUUUAGCACAUCCCAGCUGUCCACAUGAUGAAAAUGUGAUUCAUCAGAUAUUUGUGUGGGAUUAGACCAAACCCAUGUGCACCAGUGAGCCUUGGACCUCAUGAAUCUCUCACUGAUUUAUUAGUUGUCUUUCCAUGACCACUUUUUGUAGGUAUCUGGGAGAUGCUUUGAUGCAGUUUGGACACAGUUUGGCCCUUUUGUCAAAAAUAUAUAUAAAUAUAUAUAUUCCACUCCUUUACAGGUGCCCUUGUAAUGAGAUCAGCAGAAUUAUUCAUGUAACCUGUCAGUGUUUUAAUGUUAUGGCUGAUUGGCUUGUGUGUGUGUGUGUGUGUGUGUGUGUGUGUGUGUGUGUAUACACUACCAGUCAAAAGUUUGGACACACCUUUUAAUUCAGUGUUUUUUUGUUUAGGGAUUUAUUUUCUACAUUCUAGAACAAUACUGGAGAUUUCAAAACUAUGAAAUAACACACAUGGACUUAAGUAAUCCGUAUGUAAUACCAACAAAAAACAGUCAGUUGUUAUUUUAAGACAGGAAGGUCAGGUGUUCUGGAAUAGUUCUUGCAAGAACAGUAUUGUCAAGUGCAUUUGCAAAACCCAUCAAGCACCAUAAUGAAACUGGCUCACAUGAAGACCAUCCCAGGAAAGCAAGACCAAAAUUUACCUCUGCUGCAGAGGGGAAGUUUAUUUAGAGUUACCAGCCUCAGAAAUCACCAGUUAACAGCACCUCAGAUUAGAGCCGUUAUAAAGGCUUUACAGAGCAUAAGUAGCAGACAUCUCAAUAUCAACUGUUCAAAGGAAUUUCAGUAUUUGUGUAUUUCGGCCUACCUUCAGCAUUGUUUUACAGUGUAGAAAGAAAUAAACAUCAGGAAAGACCAUGGAAUUAGAAGAUGUGUCCAAACUUCUAGUAGUGUGUAUAAUUAUAUAUAUAUAUAUAUAUAUAUAUAUAUAUAUAUAUAUAUAUAUAUAUAUAUAUAUAUAUAUAUAUAUAUAUAUAUAUAUAUAUAUAUAUAUAUAUAUAUAUAUAUAUAUAUGAGAGAGAGAAAGCUCUGGGAAAACAAAUGAGACCACUGCCAAAUCUCCAGAUUGGAAUGUCAUCAAGAGGAAGAUGGAUGGUCACAAACCAUCAAGCAAAGCUGAGCUGUUUGCUUUUUUGCAAAAAGAGUGGUAUAAAAGUUUCCCAACAGCAAUGUGAGAAACUGAUGGAGUGCAUGGAGCCAAAACACAUGCAAAUCAGGGUUAUUCCACCAAAUACUGAUUUCUUAAUGUUAUUUAGCCAAAGCAUUAACACAAUUUGUUUACAAAUUAUUUGCAUUUUGUUUUAUUUGAGUUAUUAAAGCUCUGCAAAUACUG
Hemibagrus wyckioides is the source of this 6146-nucleotide messenger RNA. It is a transcript of the gene brpf3a, whose product is annotated as bromodomain and PHD finger containing, 3a. Bases 308 to 3865 code for a protein of 1185 amino acids. Gene Ontology annotation, cellular component: MOZ/MORF histone acetyltransferase complex. The record is from RefSeq and is a predicted model, not a curated record. Gene Ontology annotation, biological process: regulation of transcription by RNA polymerase II. The transcript has 13 exons. Gene Ontology annotation, molecular function: protein binding. Lineage: Eukaryota; Metazoa; Chordata; Actinopteri; Siluriformes; Bagridae.